AUGAUGUGGCAGGCAUGGAAUCUGAGGAAUAAUGUAGUACAUGGGGAUGGAAAGGAUACAGUUACAGGAUCAGUGCAGUAUCUUACGAGGUUACAAGAUGAAUUGCUGGUAACUGCAUGUGGUCUAAGGGAGCAUUCUGACAACGGCAAAGUGUCACUACACCCUGCUAAUCCGGAAGCGACAGCCCCCAUUCCUCCUAGUCAUUGGAUAGCUCCCCCGCUAGGAAUGGCCAAGGUGAAUUCUGAUGCGGCUUUCAUAGGAGAGACGGGAGACACAUGGGGUGGCGCUGUGGCCAGAGAUCACUUGGGACGUGUUUUCAUGUCCAUUGGAAGGCGCCUGAACCGGUGCAGUUCAGUGGAGGAAGCAGAAGGGGCUGCAGCGCUGCUAGGCUUGACUGAAUUUGCGAAACGUUUCAGAGGUCAGGUAAUACUAGAGACUGACUGCAUGUGUUUCGGCCGAGAGCUGCAGGGGGGCAUGCAAAGCAGGUCUGCUUACUGUGCCACUCUUGCGGAUGUGAAGGAGAAGCUCUCUUUGUUCUCCUGCUCGGGAAUAAGUAUUGUAAGCAGGAGCAAAAAUAAGCUGGCGCACGAGCUCGCGGCCGUCGCGAGAAGAUCAGGUGAUUUUAUUAUGGUCGCCGACGUCCCAGUUGACGCUAAACAUGUAAUGAGAGACGAAAGUGUUCUUACCAUGGCCUAA
Molecule: messenger RNA, 696 nt
Organism: Triticum turgidum subsp. durum (durum wheat)
Lineage: Eukaryota; Viridiplantae; Streptophyta; Magnoliopsida; Poales; Poaceae
Source: the annotation of a GenBank genome assembly